CAAGCCUCUGCAGUUAGAUAUCACUUACGAAACGUGCAAAUAAUCACUCACCAGCAAGUUUUUCAGUACCUUGGUUAACGGGUCAACGCACAUCAAUAAUGAUUUCAAAAUAGACUCAUCGUCAUGUGAUUAACACGAGCUGUUUGGGGGUGACUAAGCGUUCCUGAUUUCUUUGUUGAUUUUCCUUGUUCGCGGUUCUCUGUGGCGUUGUUACUUCGCUGGAUCGCUCCUGAAUCUUUCCAAACAGGCUAAGGACAAACAAAAGGUGACACAACCUGAAAAUGGCCGCUGUUGCAAUAGAAUUUACAGAAGAGCAAUUGAACUACUACAAGAUUUGUUACGUUGUCACUGAUAUAAUAACUGAGGGUCUCCGAUCAAUUUUCAAGCAAGAAUGGGACAGUCGCUAUAAGACAACGUUAGGAGAAUGGAAAGAUGAGCCUGGGAAUGGAUUGGAAUUCAACAACGGGGAGUCUCCCGGAAACCAGAGAAGAAAUGCCAAACUCCUAGCUACCAUGAUUAACGGAGACAGAGCAGAAUGGGAUUGCACCAUGCUUUUUUACGCCAUUCUUUACUCCGAUUCUAUCGGCCGCGGUAUCAAUCCAGUGGUCAAAUCAAAUAUAGAUGAUCUCAGAAAGUUUCGGAAUGCUGACUUUGCGCACAUGCCAAAAGGUCACCUCGCGUAUCCGGAGUUUCAAAUCGCCAUUGCUAAAGUUCAUGCUGCAUUUCAAGGGCUCGGUCUCUCUACCUGGCAAAUUCAAGACAUCCAAAAGCAGAAAACGUUUCCAACAGAGGAGUUAAGAGGGGUCUUGGAAAAGGUUGAUGACCUGAGACAGGAACUUCAAGAAAAGGAGAAGAAGCUGCAAGAAAAAGAAGAAGAACGACAGGUCCUUGAGAAUCAGUUACACAACGAAAUUUCCUCCUUUUGUAUUCUUCCUCCCAAACCUUCACACGACGUCGCAUCUCGCGAUUUUGAGGUGGCUGAAAUAACUCAACAGCUCAAGCAGCUCAAAAGCACUAACGAAAGCAAAUUAAGUUUUCUGUACAUCUCAGGGAAUCCUGGAAGUGGAAAAUCUCAGUUGGCCGGCCUUGUAGCAGAGCGGUUCUUCAAAGAAGGUAAAGAAAUUCCUUGCGCUACUUCAUUUGUAAUGACACCGAAUGCUGAAAGCCAAGAUACACUUCUGGAAUCGUACGUGUCUUUCGCCCGGCGCCUUAAAUGUCCAGAAUUUGUCGUUACAAAUACCCUUAACUGCAAGGACUUGACGACGGGAGAGAAGAUCACUAAUCUGAAGACGUUAAUUAGCACAAAAAUCGAGCUUUAUACCUCGUGGCUACUGGUGGUGGACAACGUUACUAGCAUAUCAUGUGUGCAUGUUCAUUUACCGGAGUCUGGAAAUGAGCAGUGGGCAAAUGGUCAGUUAUUAAUCACAACACAGGACACUCCGUCCAUCCCUUUGCCAAGUUCUUUCAUUAAGCACAUCUCAGUCAGUAAAGGUAUGAAGCCUCACGAUGCCAGUUGUUUGUUGGCAGAGCUUUCAUGUAUGGAUGACAGCGAGAUGGAAAAAGAAGUUGCGCAGGCACUGGACAACCAGCCUCUUGCCUUGGCAAGCGCCGCCACCUAUGUCAGACAGGUGCGUCAAAACAAGGCAACGUCACAUUUUGGUUGGAGCGACUACCUAGAGAAGCUUAGCAAGGGCCAACGAGGUAGCACUGAGACAAUCCUUGCUGAAACUAAUCCAAGCUACCAAGAAUCCAUGACCACAGCAACAACACUGGCUGUUGAAAAGGCAAUGACGUGCGACAAAAUCAUACAUCACACGUUCAGUCUCCUCUCUGUGUGCGCGCCACAUCCUGUAAGUCAAGACAUCGUGAUCAAUUAUAUUCUCAACGUAGAUGAAGAAAUUAAAGAUAAAGAGAUGAUUGCUAUGACAAUCCAAAGAUGUUCACUGAUAUUAAAUGGUGAAGACGAGAGUGGUGCCUACGUUCGGGUGCAUCAGGUUGUUUAUGAUGUCAUUAACUCUUUGACUGGCGAAUUUCCGGAAAUCCAGCAACUUCAAGCUGUAGAUGCAACCGUUAGAUCAUUCAUUCAGUUCGUAGAAAGCAACCCAUCGGUGAACUGGAACGACAAAGAUUCUAUUGUUUACAGUAAGCCCGUCAUACCUCAUUUAAAAACCUUGUUUAUAAAUACCGAAAAAUUGUUUCAUGAACGAGAUACUUCUCAAGACACCCAGCGCAGUAUAAUAAAUGUUCAGCAUUAUCCAUCUUCCUUUCAAAAGCUUGGCAAAAUUUGUCAAAUGCACUGUUUAUUCGACGUUGCAAUGAACUACUUCAGCCAAGCAUUAGAAUUCGUUCACCGUAGUGAAGAGUGCAUCGACGACGAUGAAGCAAUAUGUUACGUAUUCUUAGGUAGUGUACACCACGACAUGGGUGACCUGGAGCAGGCCAAAGAGUAUCAUGAACAUGCACUUAACAUUCGUCUAAUAAAGCUCGGCCCUGACCAUCUUGAUGUGGCGAUGUGUUACAAUACCCUAGGUAGUGUUCACCACCUGGGUGACCUGAAGCAGGCCAAAGAGUAUCAUGAACGUGCACUUACCAUUUAUCUGAAAAAUCUCGGCCCUGACCAUCUUGAUGUGGCAAUGUGUUCCAAUAAUCUGGGCAGUGUUCACCACCACCUGGGUGACCUGGAGCAGGCCAAAGAGUAUCAUGAACGUGCACUUACCAUUUAUCUGAAAAUGCUCGAUCCUGACCAUCCUGAUGUGGCAACAUGUUACAAUGACCUUGGUACCGUUCACUGCGACCUGGGUGACCUGGAGCAGGCCAAAGAGUAUCAUGAACGUGCACUCACCAUAUGUCUGAGAAAGCUUGGCCCUGAAGAUCUUGAUGCGGCAAGGUGUUACAAUAACCUUGGUACUGUUCACCGCGACCUGGGUGACCUUGACCAGGCUAAAAAGUAUUGUGAACGUGCCCUUACCAUUUAUCUGAAAAAGCUCGGCCCUGACCAUCUUAAUGUGGCAAUGUGUUACAAUAACCUUGGUACUGUUCACCGCGACCUGGAUGACCUGGAGCAGGCCAAAAAGUAUCAUGAACGUGCAGUUACCAUUGGUGUGAAAAAGCUCGGCCCUGACCAUCUUAAUGUGGCAAUGUAUUACAAUAACCUUGGAACUGUUCACCACGACCUGGGUGACCUGGAGCACGCCAAAAAGUAUCAUGAACGUGCAGUUACCAUUGGUGUGAAAAAGCUCGGCCCUGACCAUCUUAAGAUGGCAACGUAUUACAAUAACGUUGGUACUGUUCACAUCGACCUAGGUCUCCUGGAGAAGGCGAAAGAGUAUCUUGAACGUGCACUUAUCAUUCAUCUGAAAAAGCUCGGCCCGGACCAUCCUGAUGUGGCAACGUGUUACAACAACCUUGGUACUGUUCACCAAGACCUGGGUGACUUGGAGCAGGCCAAAGAGUAUCAUCAACGUGCACUUACCAUUCGUCUGAAAAAGCUCGGCCCUGACCAUCUUGAUGUAUUAGCUGUUCAGCAAACGUUAACUCAGCUUCAACAGAUGAUGGACCUUAUAUCAGGAAAGAAGCAUGUACGUUGUUGCACGAUACUUUGAAUACACUGGAUCUCGCUAGGUUAAGGUCAGAUCAUGUCUGGUAAAGUUCUUGUCUACAUUUUCUUUAAAUGGCUCGAUAAAUUACAUAGGCGUUCGAGCUCCGGGGAGGGGGGAGGGGGGCAAGAGAGGCGCUGGAGCCCCCCAGCUACGAAAAUUACGUACUUUUUCGGGUAAUACGCUCAUGACUCGGGCAGCGACACUUGAGAGAAAACAUUACAAAAUAAUGCUGUUGAUGUGAUUUCCAAAACCUGUAAAAAGAGGUUCGUAAUUUUUAUGUCAGUCUCUCUGUGUUAUUAGAUGCCCGACUGGGGGUCUGUAGGCCGUCGAGUGGUUUCUUAAAAGAGUUGGUACCUAAAGUAGUACCGUGUAAAGUGUAUCAUUUGUAUCUGCUCCUGAUCUGAAGUGUCGUUGGGCACCGAAGACGCCAUGGUAAUCAGUCGGGACAACGGCCUUUCCUUUCCUUUCCGGCCUUUCCUUUUAGGUUUCAAGGCUUGUAAGCUACUUUCUCUGACAUUUGCCUUGCAAAAAGGGCUUAUACUGAAAUGAUAUGAGUGAACUGGGGUUUUCUGUUAGCUACAAGUCGUUUAAAUGUGUAUCGCCAAUUUUUCAUCACCAAAACAAGGACACGAAUCAAAGCGAAAGAAGACCAAAUCAUUGUUAUGUCUUUACAAUGGGGUGUUACAAUUUUUUUCUUGAAUUUUUCUUUGGAGAUGUUUCUUUAGUACGUCCAUGUUGUUUACCAUCUUAUUUACGUAGCUUUUGAAUUCAUAGAGGGCUUGCAGUGUACGCUGCAAGUCUGCUGUGGCCGAAACAAGACGACUUCUGGUAAAGCCUCGUAUUGUUCUUUGAACGUCUUUAGUAUGUCGGUAGGCUUUUGUACAUUAUGCGAGCAUGUUUUCGAGCAUUUUAGUGAAGCAAAAGCAUUAAGUAUUAUUCGAGCAUUUUAAUGGCAUUUUCCCCAGAAAAUUAUUUUUUCAACGUACAGAAAAUAGAAGUAAAAAUUACUUUUUACGAGAAAAUGAACUGAGACUUGAGAUUGAAAAAGUUCAACUGCCACCCUACUACAACCGAGUAAGGAAAUCAAAUUAAAAGAUCAUUAUUAAAACUACUAUACACGUUGAGUUAUACUACCUAUACGUUUUUUUAAGCACCCAGAGCUGUUAAUUGUGUUAAAACACAAAAAUUAUUAAAAUUUGAAAAUCCUAUGUAUGAGCAUUAACCGAGCAUUUUAGUGACCUUUUGGGGGAAGACCGUACAUUUUAGUGGGAAAAAUGGAGCGUUAAGGUGGAGCAUUCUAGUGGGGAAAUAAAAGCAUAAUGUACAAAAGCCUAUAUGUCAAGACGCUCGUCUCGAAUAUAGGAUAGCUCCUGUAACGGUCGUCCAAACGGCCCAUGGACCCGUUUCUCGAAAGCCCCGGAAACUUUUCGGACCCGCAAAGCCAUUUUUAGUUAAUCGGUAUUUAAAG
Messenger RNA from Orbicella faveolata, 5067 nucleotides. RefSeq lists its product as uncharacterized. The record is from RefSeq and is a predicted model, not a curated record. Gene Ontology annotation, molecular function: protein binding. Lineage: Eukaryota; Metazoa; Cnidaria; Anthozoa; Scleractinia; Merulinidae.